Acanthoscelides obtectus is the source of this 5309-nucleotide messenger RNA. Lineage: Eukaryota; Metazoa; Arthropoda; Insecta; Coleoptera; Chrysomelidae. The record is from the annotation of a GenBank genome assembly.
CAAAAUGUCACUGUCAGUGUCAUUUAUGCGGCUCCUGUGAUUGCGAUAAUCCAAGCAGUUUGAAAAGAUAUUUUUAUUUAUUUAACUGAAAAUGUUCUUAUAAAGUUUUCUGAAUAAAAAUGAGCGAAAGUCAGGAGGAAUCAGACAGAACAGAAGAGCGAAGUGGUAUAUUCAAAGAGAUUCGUUUUUUUGUUAGCGGUGAAGUGGACGAGAAGGUCAUUGAUGUAUUGAAGGAUGAUGGUGCCGAAAGACUUAAUUAUUUUUCUGAUUAUGUUACUCACUUGAUAGUUGGUGAAAAUCCUGAGGAGAAUGAUAUAGUUGAUGCUACUGAUGUUUAUGAAGUGCCUGCACUUACUCCAAAAUGGGUUCUCAUGAGUGCGGCAUUGAGGAGACUGGCGUCUACAAAACCAUAUUUAUUCAACCCUGACCCAAAGCUCUUCUCAGAGCAAGUUUUUUGCUUCAGCGGCAUUAGAGAAGACCGCAACUACUUAUGGUCUUUGAUCACCUACUAUGGAGGUACAGUACAGUUAAACCUUAAUAGAAACUGCAAUUUUUUAAUUGCUACUGAAACAGAUGGGGUAAAAUAUAAGAGGCUGAAAGCUUAGGCUCAGAAGUAAUUAAAAUUGUUACACCAGAUUGGGUCAUAAAUUCUGUUAAAAGCCUAUCACUUGCAGAUCCAGUUUUGUUCCAUCCUAAAUUAAUAAAUUGGCCAAAACUAGUAAAACAAGAUAGUACUACUGCAAUAACUGGAUUUGAACCUGAGCAAAUUGAACCUGUUGAGAAAACAGAAGAACAAGCUAUUUCAGAUUCUACACAAGCUCUGCUGGAUAAGUUGAAGCAGCGAAUGCCAUGGAACCAACCAAAUACACCUCAAACUACAUCUUCAUCAGACCCAAUAGCGCCUCCAAAUGUAGUAGCUCCAAGUUUUCUCCAAAAGACAAAUCAGCAACAAUCCAGUCAGUCCCCAAAAUUACAACAACCUCCACAGCAGGUUACUCCACAAUCUCCAGUAUCUGGAGGAUUGCCUUCUGUACCAAAAUCUCCAUCUUCCUCAUUGCCUUCAUCAUUAGCUAACCAACCAAUACCAAGAAGCAUAGUACAUCAUACACCCAAUCAACAGAUGACCUUCCAGCAGUCUCAACAGCCUCUUCCUUUGAGCGUUGCUAGAAUGGUUAGCCAGCAACAAUCAAGGCAAAAUAUUCAACAGCUAAGAGGCCAGUUAAGUCAGAGUCAGCUACACCAACAACUGCUUCAACAAAGAAUGCAGUUGCAAAAUCAGCAAGUUAUCCAGAAAACAUCAGCUGGUCAAAUACCUCUUCAACAACAACAGGUUUUGCAACAACAGUUGGUACAAGGUCAACUGAACCAAAGACAAAUAUUACAGACCCAACUGACCCAAAAUCAGCAGCAAGUUAGUCAAAGUCAACAGCAGAUUUUGCAAACUCAGCAACUUGGCCAGGCACAGCAUUUGAGUCAACUAAGUCAACAACAAUUAGCACAGUUGCAACAACAACAUCUACAACUUAAACAACAGCAACUUGCCCAAAAUCAGCAAUUGCAGCUGAACCAGCAGCAAGGUCAAAUGAACCAAAGCAUUGCUCUUUCAAAUCAGCAGCAUCUAAUUUCUAACCAAGUAUUGAAUCAGCAGCAACAACAGAACCAGCAAAACAGUCCACAACAGCCAUCACAAAUGAGUCAGGGACAAAACUUCAUUCAACAUAAUGUUAAUCAGCAUAUUACAUCUACACAUGCUCAACAGCUGCUACACAAACAGCAGUUUGUAAAUCAGCAAGUAACAUCUGGCCAACAAGUAUCUACAGCACAACAACAGUUGGUGCAAACUCAGGCAAAUGUUACAGUUCAACAGUCACAACAGUUGGUAACCUCAACUUUCAAACAAAAUCAAAUUGUUAAUCAAGACAUUCAACAACAGUCUAACAUCACCCAACAGCAAAGUGUUAACCAGCAAUUGAAUGUCCAUACAUUAAAUCAGCAGUUGAGCACUCAGAAUUUAGGCCAGCAAUUGAAUCAACAACAAUUGACUCAACAAGCAACUCAACAAAGCCAGUUGGACCAGCUGAAUCAAGAACUGAAUCAGCAGAUAAAUCAGCAAAGUCAAAUUAACCAGCAACAGUUGAAUCAACUCAAACAGCAGAGUAGUCCUACUGCACAGCAAAUUGUUCAAAGUCCUAUCAAUCAGCAACAGUUAUUGAGUCAACAACAGAAUCAACAAUUGUGCCAGCAACAGAUUCUUCAAAACCAGUUGAAUCAACAGCAGUUGGGCCAGCAAACCCAAUUGAAUCAGCAACUUAUACAUCAACAACAGAUAUCACAACCUAACCACCUAAAUCAACAAGGUCAUCUUGGCUCACCACAAAUUGGGCAACAAAAUCAAUUAAAUCAACAAAAUCAGCUGAACCAGCAGCUGUUAGAGGAUAUACAAGCAUUGAACCAGCAAUUACAACAACAGUCAGUAAACCAACAGAGUAUUCAACAGCAACAACAGUUGCAACGGCAAAGCUUGCAACAGCUGCAAGGCUUAAAGCAGCAACAAGUUUUGCAACAACAACAAAACUUGCAACAUGGGAUUGGUCAAGGUUUGCAACAGCAGGUGAUAACCCAGCAAACACUUCAUCAACAACAACAGGCUCUAAAUCAGCAGACUAUUCAGCAAGGAUUGAAUCAGCAAAAUUUACAGGGGAUGAAUCAACCUGUGUUGCAGCAACAAGCACUGAGUCAACAGAACUUGCAACAGCAACAACUCAACCAGGUGGUGCGCUCUCAGUUCCAACAGCAGUCUCCACAGCAACAACAGCAGGCUGGUGUUAUUGGUCAACAGAUUCUGAUAAAUCAGACAUCUCCACAAAACCAUCCCCAACGAGCUCAGAUUGGCCAACAACUGUGGGGACAACAACCUGGACAACAAAUUAUAAGGCAUCCUGUUAGUGUUGUACAACAGGGUGCUCCCAGGGUACAGUGGACGACAAACCAAGGCGGUGCGGUGCCUCAGAGGCAGUUUAUCCAACUGGAUGCGAGAACACACAACCAAUUACAAAAGAUGCCUCCAGAGGAGCAGGCUCUUUUUGUAGCUAAACUACAGAGGCAGAGACAACAGCUUAUUAAACAAGUGCAGCAGAGAGGUGGAAGUGGUGGACAUAUACUUAUCAGAGGCAAUGUUCCUCCCGGGCUAACAGCCCAACAGCAGGUACAGUGGUUACAACAGCAGGCCAAGCAACAGGGCAUCGUUCUACCCCCAAACAUUCAGCAACAGCAACAAACUGUCGUUCCGGGCAAUUCUCCAGUCGCGGGUGCCCCCCUUGCUGGGCAGCUGCCUAAUCAGCAACCUGUACCUGGAGCACCAGGUCUUAGUCCUAUCAACCAGGGGCCCGCUCAACCUCCGCCACCUCAGUUUGCUGCUGCCAGUGCCGAUCAAAAUCAACAGCAACAAUUACAACUUAGACAGUAUCGGUUACAACAACUCCAGUUGCAAAGGGAACAAGCCCAGAAGAAUCACUUAUCACAGCAGCAAGGUGGUAUAACUCAACAAACAGUAGUUCGGCCUAUCAAUCAGCAGCAUCUAGCGGACUCAACGACGAAUCCUCAAGUGCCAGAUGCAGCGAUGCAUUCUCUGGUCGUAAAUCCUAAAACUAAAACUGCUUUAGCCAAUAUGUUGAGCAUUAAACUGCAAAGUGGAGGAGCUGGGACUAUGGCCGUUCAACGUCCUGAUACUAUUGCUGAACCCUCUGCUGCUGGAACACUGAGGCUUAUGACUGCUCAGCAUAAUGCUGCGUUGAACUCCAAACCCCAAGAAAUAAUUGCAUUGCAACGUAGAACUAUUUCUGGGCCUAAUGGGGAGAUAAUAAAGACACAGCAGUUACCAUUAUCAGCAAGUAGUGAACCGCCAAAGUUGCAGUUUACUCAAAAACCUUCCUUGCCUUUGCAACACAGGCCAGGACCAUUUUAUGGGCAUAAUCCAAACCUGAAGUUACCACCUGACCUGUUCCUAUUGGGUUGCAUAUUUGUGGUAGUAGAAGUGGAAAACUUCCUGGAGGAAAAUGCUCCAGGUUGGAGACAGAAAAUUGAAAAACACGGAGGUGAGAUAGAAAAACAGUAUUGUAGCCGAGUUACGCAUGUUUUAUGCGAGACUCAACGCCACGGUGUUGUCAUGCAGGCGCUGCGUGAUUGCAAAAGGUGUGUCACUGUUGUGUGGUUGAACGACGUCAUGCAAAGGAAGCAAGUUUUACCGCCAUGGACUGCGUUGCAUCUUCCUAAUAUCUAUUUAGAUAUUGCUCCUGCAUCUAAACAUCUAAUUGCAAUCAGUGGAUUCGAGGGAAAUGAUAGAAACAGGGUUAAGCAGAUGAUCAAAUACACGGGUGCAAAGUGUACAACGUAUUUCUCCAAACACAAUACGCUGCUGAUCUCUGCAAAAGCGGACUCAAAAAAAUGCCAGUACGCGAAAAAAUGGCAAAUACCCGUGGUGAAUGUACAGUGGCUUACCGACAUCAUGUUGGGACAUUUCACAGCUAUGAAUCAGAUGGAAAAUCAAAUAUACCAACAGUAUCCCAAUCCACCAAACUUUAGCUUUGAUCCAAAGCUGGUUCCUAAUUUGAUGAUGGCAUGGAAAGCACCAAUAAAUAUAUCUCAAGAGUCUUACGAGAGAGUAAAAAGAUCUGCAUCGCCAGUGAUGUUACCGAAAAAAUAUAAAAAAGCAAAGACAGAAACGACUGAUGAGAAUGGUAACAUAAGUCAAGAGCAAGUUACCAGCUCGACGCAUAACAUUCUAUUUUCUAUGUUUCAUCAUGAUAAUGAAUUGGGGAAAAUGGUUAGGGAAAUUGGCGGCUCAGUAGCGAAGGACCAUACCAGUUUUACACAUCUUGUGAUGCCAUACUUGGCACGAUCGAACAAACUGUUCUUUGCUAUCGCUAAGGAAGCACAUAUAGUUUCUGAACAGUGGCUGAGAGACUCGUAUGAGGCUAAAAAGUUCUUGCCAGAGGAAAAUUAUACCUUGAGUGCCAAGGAAUUCAAUAUGAUGUACAAAUGUGAUUUUGAUCAGACAUUGCAGACCCGAAAUAGAUGCAAACUGUUGGAGGGAAAGUUCUUUUGGGUCACGCCUAGCGUUAUUCCCAGCAAAAAGGUAUCUAAAAAAAUAUACUUGAUAAACCAGAAUUUUUCUAUGACCUUAUUAGGAAUCAGUGCCUACCUAGGUGUAACGCGUUUCCUUUGAUAUUUUGGAAGAGUAUAUUUUUAGAGGCUUAUACAUGUAUCUGUGAUCUAAACGAAAACUCAUUUUCUGUGUGAAUAAAUGGAAU